AAACUGCCUGUAUGAAUGUGAUUCCAGCAGGGAGUGUGCGCAGGUAAAGAUUGACUCCAGAUCCUGUCCUCUCUGUGUGUCAGCGCUCCGUCUCUGCGCCGCUGCUGCGUCUGUGCGCAACGCUCCGUCUCUGCGCCGCUGCUGCGUCUGUGCGCAACGCUCCGUCUCUGCCUUUUCAGGGGGAGCGCACCUUGUUUGGCUCAGUCGAGUCCCGGCUCUCCUCCGCGCGCAAUACGGACCUUCUCCUGCAUCGGACACCGGAGAGACACCUGACCACAUUCAUAUCUGCAAACGGCCAACUGGCGGCUCAGUUCAUGGAUUGUUUCCAGUUCUGGAAAUUUAACAAGGAAGUCGUUUCUUAUUCUAGAAGACUGACAUUGUCCUUGGACACAUAUUUACUUUGUUGUGCGCUGUUUUCAAAGUGAACAAACCUUAAAGAAUGUUAUUGCACAGUAUGUUCAUCUCUGGAAGCUCGCGGUUGAAAUGGACGGCCACAUUACUUCACUUGAGUCUGUUCCUGCAGCUGGCGACGGGCUGGGCGGUGUGGGAAACGACAGAGGCCAUCCACCCAGACUGCGCCCUGGUGGUUCAGCACAUGAAGGCUCAGGAAGAAUGCAACCAGAUCCUCAAACAGGAGGAGAACAACCACUCCACCAGGACAGGUUGUCCAACAGCUUGGGAUGAGAUUCGUUGCUGGUAUCGUGCUGAGGUGGGACAGGUGGUCAGCGUCUCGUGUGCCAACGUCUCCCAGCUGUUUGCUAAUAACCAAGGUUACAUCUACAGGAACUGCACUGAGGAUGGAUGGUCCGAGCUCUACCCCUCCUAUGAGGAGGCCUGCGAGUUCACAGAGUACGAAGAGACAGAACCAGAGACAACAUACUUCUCCAACUUCAAACAGGUGUACACCGCUGGCUAUGCAACCUCCCUCAUCUCUCUUAUAUCGGCUAUUUUUGUCUUCACUGUGUUCAGGAAGUUCCACUGCACCAGGAACUACAUCCACAUCAACCUGUUCUUCUCCUUCAUCCUGAGAGCGAGCGCUGUCUUCAUUAAAGAUGGCGUUCUUUUUUCUGAUGAAAACCUGGACCACUGCUUCAUGUCUACUACAUCCUGUAAAUCAGCCGUGGCCUUCUUCCAGUUCAGUAUCCUGGCCAACUACUUCUGGCUGCUGGUGGAGGGCAUGUACCUGCAGACGCUGCUCGCUCUCACCUUUGUCUUCCAGAAGAAAUACUUCUGGUGGUACAUACUCAUCGGCUGGGGUCUCCCAACAAUAAUCAUAACGGCGUGGAUCCUCACUCGAAACUUCUACGAUAACAGGGGGUGCUGGGAUGACACAGAUGUGGCCUUCAUCUGGUGGAUCAUAAAAGCUCCAAUAACUGCAUCGCUGCUGGUGAACUUCAUCAUCUUCAUCAAUGUGAUCCGUAUUCUGGUCCAGAAGCUGAGAUCCCCUGGUGUCGGUGGCAACGAUACCAGUCACUUCAAGAGGCUGGCCAAAUCCACUCUGCUUCUCAUCCCUCUGUUUGGGAUGCACUACAUGGUGUUUGCCUUCCUGCCAGAAAACACAGGAGCAGAGGCCAGAAUCUUCAUCGAGCUCGGUCUGGGAUCCUUUCAGGGAUUCGUGGUAGCCCUGCUCUACUGUUUCCUGAAUGGUGAGGUGCAGGCAGAACUGAAGAAGAGGUUUUGGAAGUGGCAGAUUCAGAGUUACCUGAGCUACAGUAAACGGCGGCGCACGCUGUUCACUGACAGCAGCACGGUCACUCAGAUAUCCGUCCUGGACAAAUCCAGCCCCAAAGACCAGCUGGCCUCAGAGACACACACCCUCACACCCAGCAACGUCUCCACUGUCUGAGGAACAUUCGACAGCACUGGUCUUCAUGUCCUGUGUUACAACACCUGCUUGGUAUUUGGACAACGUCCUGAGCAAGUGACUCAACCACAGAGCCUGAUUGUAGAAUGUUUAAGGUAACUCUUAACUUAUAUGGUACGAAUUAUUUGCAGAAUCCCUCAUGGGCUGCCAAAUUGUGUUAAGUGUUAACUUAAGUCUAACGUUUUUAUUCACAAUAUCCCACACGUCUUUCACAUUAAACUUUCUCCCAUGAUAUUAA
Messenger RNA from Siniperca chuatsi (mandarin fish), 2102 nucleotides. RefSeq names its product pituitary adenylate cyclase-activating polypeptide type I receptor-like. NCBI's taxonomy places the organism in Eukaryota, Metazoa, Chordata, Actinopteri, Centrarchiformes, Sinipercidae. The coding region runs from base 440 to 1846 and encodes 468 amino acids. Gene Ontology annotation, biological process: cell surface receptor signaling pathway; adenylate cyclase-modulating G protein-coupled receptor signaling pathway. Gene Ontology annotation, cellular component: plasma membrane. The record is from RefSeq and is a predicted model, not a curated record. The transcript has 13 exons. Gene Ontology annotation, molecular function: peptide hormone binding; vasoactive intestinal polypeptide receptor activity; G protein-coupled peptide receptor activity.